Messenger RNA from Rubroshorea leprosula, 2106 nucleotides. The record is from the annotation of a GenBank genome assembly. NCBI's taxonomy places the organism in Eukaryota, Viridiplantae, Streptophyta, Magnoliopsida, Malvales, Dipterocarpaceae.
CUACUUCGUGCAGAGUUUGACAAAAUGUUCUCAAAAGGAACAGAAAGUGUAGUUGGGAGUGAGGUGAUGCCCCUGGACUAUGGGAGCAUGGACGCAGAGAGUAGUCCAUCUCCAUCUAGUUCGGAGAAAAUGGUGGAGGGGGUGAGAGGAGAUGAGGUGGUGGAGGUUGGGGAAAAAGAGGUGGUUAGGGUAGAUAGCAUACCCAUCACCGUAGUAGAAGUAGAGGGUAGAGGAGAGAGAGAUUAUGAUGUGAAUGCAAAGAUAGUGGAGGAGGUGAAGCAGUAUAGAUUUGAGCUAAGGACCAGGGAUAGCCUGGGUCACUUAGUAGAAAAUUACGAGAUCUCGUCUCGAGUGUUAGUUAGGCCAGCUGGGGUAGAGGAGAGGGCGUGCUCUACUCCUCGAGAUCACUGGAUGCCUGUGUAUUCCCACUAUUUGAUAGCGAGACUCAGGUUUCUACUUCCUGAGUUGCUAGUGGGUUUACUGUUAGAUUACAACAUAUGGUUGACACAGUUGGUCCCCAAUGCAAUGAGGGGGGGUAGUAGGAGAGAUAAAAGGUGGUAUUAUUUCACCCCGAGGGUAGCUAGUAAGGAGAGUAGGUCGUUGUUUACAGCGGGUCCUUCAUCCAUUAAAGGAUGGAAAGAGAAAUUCUUUUUUGUAGAUGAUACGGAGUGGGGGAAAGGGGAUGCCGAGGUGAGGGAGUUAGCCUCCUGGAAGGCCAAAAGGGCCAACCAAAAUAGUGCACAAUGCAUAGAAGCUGCCGAGCUCUAUGGGCUAAGCGCUUUGAGUGAAGCUGAAAUGGACCAGUUCUUGAACACUGCUGGAGGAGCGGCCAUCCCCAAGAAGCCAAGGAAGAAGUCAAAGACUUCAACCAAGCAAAUGGAUGAGGGGAGGGCGAGGAAGGAGGUAGUGCCCACGACUUCAGCUGAGGCAGAGGAGGAGGUGCCACAGUUGAAGAGGAAGGGGUGGGAGGAGAUGAGGGCACUGCAGAAGAAGCAGAGGGUGAUGGAGGAGGAGACGGGGAAUGAGGUCCCUGUGUUCGUACCUCAGCCUUCUCCUGUUGAGCUGGACCCUGAGCUCAGACAGUUGGAGGAGGGGGUUGAGGUACGAGCUCCUGGUAAGGGAAAGGGCCCUGUUCCCCCACUGAGGCCUCAGAGCAGCUUGUUCGCGGUGAAGAACAUAACGGGGGCUAGGUGGUUCAUCAACAACACCUUCCCCGAAGUGGACAGAUGCAACGCACGGGAGGAAGCUCUGAGGUAUGGUGGAGCGUCCGUGGUGAAGAACGUUCUAGAGAGCUCGAGCUGGGUGAAUGGUCUAGCCCAGGAAUUCAGGGAAAGCCUGAAGGAGCACUCACUCUUGCAAAGGCAGUGUGACCAGCUGCAGAAGGAGAAUGAGGAGUUGGAGAAGAAGAAUAAGGAACUGCAAGAGUCUCUGAACGAGGCGCAAGAAAUGAAGCUAAUGACAGAGGCAUUCAAGGAGCUGAAGGGGAAUAUGCGGAAGUUGGUGCAUAAUGGGAUGAAGGAGCACAUCAGCAACUUCAUCAGUUCCAGCUCGUUUGAUAGCAUCGUCAACUUGUACCGGCUGCCCACUGCCAUCAUCGCUUUCACAGACUGCAGAAAGAAGGUGAAGGCUGAAUAUCCCGAAGUGGAUGUGACAAAGAUCACCUUCGACGAGCAGGAAGGAGGAGUGGAGGAGGAUGGCGAGAGCGUGUCAGCAGACUUCCGUCCUCAGAUUAAGCUGAGGUGGGAGGAUGAUGCAGACAGUCUUGCUGUUUUCCCUCCACAGUUCGACUUCGAGUUCGUUGCAGUGGAGGAAGAAGGGGCAGAGGUAGAGGAGGACGAGAUGGAGGCAGGAGUGGAGGGAACUAAAGUGGAUGAGAGCCAACUAGUUCCAGAAGUGGAGAUUCAUCCAGUUCCUUCUGAUGAUGAGCAGCCUCCUCUGCCAGACGAGCAGCAGCCGACACAGCCACCUCCUCCUGCUGAGCAAGAACCAGUGGAGCCACCUCUCCCAGCAGAGAAAUAAUUAUGUUUGUUUGUUUUUAAUUUUUUGUAAAGACAUUUAAAUAAUUUGUAAUACUUAUAUUAUUCUUAAUGAAAGUUCAUUUUUGAA